AUGAAUCACAGCAAAGUCGAAUUUGAGCCUUUCGAAUAUUCCUACUAUGACUAUUCAGACUGGUACUCAAACAACGCAGAGCCAACCAAACCACCCAAAGAAGUUAUUUUACCAUGUGACCCCACAGCGGACGACAAGCUCUUCCACAUAUGCAUGCUGUCAAUAUCUCUGGUGAUCAUGUUAAUCCUGGCAGCUCUCAGCAGGAAAAACAAAUUCUGCCAAGGAUUCGCAAGAGGAUCCUCCAGUAUUUUCAGUCCAACCAACUUCCUGGACCAGACUCAGGAAAAAGGCCUGGUAAUGGCUGUUUUUGGACUGGUGUUCAGCAAGCUGGCCAUGCUGGUGAUCGCCCCGGACCCACUGCCUUUCUCCAAAGAUACUCCAGCAGAACUUAAAGAGUACAUGAAGAUAAUCGCCAUCUUUUACUACCCAGUCCUGUAUUACCCUCUGUUGGUCUGUGGCACUCUGCAGCGUAAAGCAGGCUAUGUGUUCGGGACCCUGCUCUCCUUCAGUCACUUCGGGGUCCUGGUGUGGCAGAAGUUUGACUGUCCAAAGACUCCAGAGAUCUAUAAGUACUAUGCUCUGCUUGCGAGUUUGCCUCAGCUGGCCUGCCUUGCGUAUCUCUGUGUCCAGUUUCCUUUGCUGUUUGUCAAAGGACCAAAGACCGAUGAGGACCUCGACAGCAGCUACUACACCAACUACGUGAAGUCACUUCUCAAGAAAAGGUCCUCGGCUGUCAGCUCUUCAACUACCGACAAACCAACUCUGGCAGAGAGAAUACUGGAGGUGCCUAAGGGCUAUAUUUAUAUUCCUGAGAAAGUGUUUCGUUUUCCUCUGAAGCUGGCGGUGUCAGCGUUUGUGGCCUUUGUGGCGAUAUAUCAUGCGGCCCUGUUGCUGGUCGUCCUCGUGGUCCCCACUCUCCACAUCGUUCGCGCUGGUAUCGAUGAAAACAUCGCCUUCCUGUUACUGGGCUUUGGGAUCGUCCUAUCAGACGACAGGAUGGAGGUCGUCAAGAUCGUGACUUUCUACACUUGGUUGCUGGAAGUGUGCUACCUCUGUGCAAUGACCCUGUCUUGUUUGGUCAGUCUCAUUAUGCUCAUGAGGUCUAUGGUUCUCCACAGGUCCAACCUGAAAGGUCUGUACAAAGGAGACAUUUACAACAUUUACAACAGCCAGAAAACCAUCUGUCCAUCUAAACCUGGCGUUGUUUGCUGGAUGGGCUUGACGGGGUUCCAGGCUGCAAUCGUCUGCCUCGGAAUGGCCGUCCAGACUGUUGUGUUUUUCAUCUGCUUCUUGUUCCUGGUGUUUUUGAUCAUCAUCCCUGUUUUUUACGGCCGUAACCUCAUCGUCUUUGAAAUCGCUGGAAAGGCAUGGCCAGCCUGGGUCACACUCAUACUGGUUACUGCGCUUCAACAUGUGACCGCUAAGUUUGCGUUUAUCAAGAAGGAAGCUGGAACAAGAGACUUGAAAAACAGAGAGAGUCUGUUCCUCCUGACGUACCUGCUCUUUCUGGUCAACACCGUUCUGGGACUGAUAGUCGCGAUAUGGAGAAUGGUGAUCACAGCUUUGUACAACAUCAUCCAUCUCGGUCGCAUUGACAUCAGUCUGCUGCACCGCACCUCAGAGUCCUAUGACCCAGCCUACCGAUACUACACCCAGUUCUUGAAGGUGGAGGUCAGCCAGUCACACCCGGUGAUGAAGGCUUUCUGUGGGCUGCUGGUGGACAUGAUGGUCGAGGGCUGCAGAGCUGGGCAGAAAAUACGGGACGCGGAGGAAGGGAUCCAGGAGAAUAGGCCGAGCAAGGCGACCAGCAGCCGGAGGAUUCGCUCUCGCUGGCAGCUGCUGUACACGCUGGUCAACAACCCGUCCCUGCUGGGCUCCAGGAAGCACUUCCAGACGCUGCAGACCUCAGAGAGCAUCCUGAACGGCACCCCCAACCGCAGCUCCAAGAAAGGCAGCAAGAAGGAGGCCAGCAAGGCAGCCGCCGAGCCGGUCCAGUCCACCGAGGCCCCAACAAAUCAAGAUAAAACUGAAUGA
This is a messenger RNA of Toxotes jaculatrix (banded archerfish), 2034 nucleotides long. Its product is annotated as receptor for retinol uptake stra6-like. NCBI's taxonomy places the organism in Eukaryota, Metazoa, Chordata, Actinopteri, Toxotidae. Gene Ontology annotation, molecular function: signaling receptor activity; retinol transmembrane transporter activity. Gene Ontology annotation, cellular component: plasma membrane. Gene Ontology annotation, biological process: vitamin A import into cell. The transcript is spliced from 17 exons. The coding region runs from base 1 to 2034 and encodes 677 amino acids. The record is from RefSeq and is a predicted model, not a curated record.